GGCAGUGGUCCCUCUCUCUAAAAGGCUCUUUCCCUUUGUCCCCGCAGAAUGCCUGAAAGGAGAAUGGCUGCUGAGAACUCCUCGGUGACUGAGUUUAUCCUCGCAGGCUUAACGGACGAGCCGGGGUUCCAGCUGCCCCUCUUCUUCCUGUUCCUGGGUUUCUACUUGGUCACCGUAGUGGGGAACCUGGGCUUGAUCACCCUGAUCGGGCUGAACUCUCACCUGCACACCCCUAUGUACUUUUUCCUCUAUAAUUUGUCCUUCAUAGAUUUCUGCUAUUCCAGUGUUAUCUCCCCCAAAAUGCUGAUGAGUUUUGUCUCAAAGAAGAAUAUCAUCUCCUAUGCUGGCUGCAUGACUCAGCUCUUUUUCUUUCUUUUCUUUGUAGUCUCUGAGUCCUUCAUCCUGUCGGCAAUGGCUUAUGACCGCUAUGUGGCCAUCUGUAACCCGCUGAUGUACGCAGUCACCAUGUCUCCCCAGGCGUGUUUGCUGCUUUUGUUAGGUGUCUAUGGGAUGGGGUUUGCUGGGGCCAUGGCCCACACUGCAUGCAUGGUGAGACUGACCUUCUGUGCCAGUAACCUCAUCAACCACUACAUGUGCGACAUCCUUCCCCUUCUCGAGCGCUCCUGCACCAGCACCUCUGUGAACGAGCUGGUAGUUUUUGUUGUCGUGGGCAUUGAUAUCGGGGUGCCCACAGUUGCCAUCUUCAUUUCUUACGCCCUCAUCCUCUCCAGCAUCUUCCGCAUUCGUUCUGCCGAAGGCAGGUCCAAAGCCUUCAGCACCUGCAGCUCCCACAUCAUUGCGGUUUCUCUUUUCUUUGGGUCAGGGGCAUUCAUGUAUCUCAAACCUUCUUCCCUUUUACCUAUGAACCAGGGCAAAGUGUCUUCGUUGUUUUAUACCAUCGUGGUGCCUAUGCUCAACCCGCUCAUCUAUAGCCUGAGGAAUAAGGAUGUUAAAAUGGCUCUGAAGAAAACCUUGAGUAAAGGUUCAUUCUCCAGAGAAAGGGGCAAUUCUUAGG
Molecule: messenger RNA, 1015 nt
Organism: Nycticebus coucang (slow loris)
Lineage: Eukaryota; Metazoa; Chordata; Mammalia; Primates; Lorisidae
Product: olfactory receptor 145
Exons: 1
Coding region: 49-1014 (321 amino acids)
Biological process (GO): sensory perception of smell; G protein-coupled receptor signaling pathway
Cellular component (GO): membrane
Molecular function (GO): odorant binding; G protein-coupled receptor activity; olfactory receptor activity
Source: RefSeq, a predicted model, not a curated record